Trichoderma virens Gv29-8 is the source of this 759-nucleotide messenger RNA. RefSeq lists its product as uncharacterized. Bases 1 to 759 code for a protein of 252 amino acids. The transcript is spliced from 5 exons. NCBI's taxonomy places the organism in Eukaryota, Fungi, Ascomycota, Sordariomycetes, Hypocreales, Hypocreaceae. The record is from RefSeq and is a predicted model, not a curated record.
AUGGGUAUCCCUACUGAUAUUACGCUCUACACGGUUGCCACGCCCAAUGGCAUCAAGGUUUCCAUCCUGCUCGAGGAGCUGGGCCUUGACUACAAGGUCCAUGCCAUCGACAUGAGCACCAAUAAGCAGAAGGAGCCUUGGUUCCUGGAGAUCAACCCCAAUGGCCGUAUGCCCGCCAUCACUGACAAGUGGGCCGACGGAUCGGACAUUCGCAUCUUUGAGAGCGGUGCCAUCCUGCAGUAUCUCGUGGACCGCUAUGACAAGGACCACAAGGUUUCGUAUCCCAAUGACUCCAAGGAGACCUGGGAGGUGAACAGCUGGCUUCACUUCCAGAUGGGUGGCUUGGGUCCUAUGCAGGGACAGGCACACCACUUUAACCGAUAUGCCCCUGAGAAGAUCCAGUACGGCAUCAACCGCUACACCAAUGAGACUCGCCGCCUCUACUCCGUCCUGGACACCCAGCUGUCCAAGUCCACCUCCGGCUUCCUCGUCGGCGACCGCGUCACAAUUGCCGACAUUUCCUCCUGGGGAUGGGUUGCUUCUCACGCCUGGGCCGGUGUCUCGCUGGACGAGUUCCCUCACCUGGACAAGUGGCUGCACACGCUCCUCGAGCGACCGGGCUUUGAAAAGGGUCGACACGUGCCUAAGCCACACACUGCGUUUGAGCUGGCCAAACUGAGCCCUGAGGAGAUGGACAAGAAGGCGGAGUCGACGAGGAACUGGGUGCAGCGCGGAAUGGCGGCCGAUGCGAAGAAAUGA